Selaginella moellendorffii is the source of this 606-nucleotide messenger RNA. Its product is annotated as SAGA-associated factor 11 homolog. Gene Ontology annotation, cellular component: DUBm complex; SAGA-type complex. NCBI's taxonomy places the organism in Eukaryota, Viridiplantae, Streptophyta, Lycopodiopsida, Selaginellales, Selaginellaceae. The record is from RefSeq and is a predicted model, not a curated record. The transcript has 3 exons. Bases 72 to 587 code for a protein of 171 amino acids.
AUGAUCGAUCAACCUCCUCAUGUUUUGACAGGAGCUUAAAGCAGGAUUUUUAGGGCUCGUGAUGGACUUCCAUGGACAGUGAUUCUUCGUCUUCCAGAUUUCCAGCUCAGGAGGCCGCGAUCUUUGCGGAAAUUCUGGAUUCGCUCAUCGUGGAUGUGGCUGCCGAGGCGCACCGGGCCGCGCGGCUGGGAUUUGAUCCGAGGAUUGAGAUGGGCGAGGAGGAGGAGCUCCGGCUGUCAUCGCAGGCCAGGAGCUUGGCGGAGAGUGGCAGUGCUGGGAGCGAGAGAGGAGGAGGAGAGAAGUAUGUGGUGGAUAUGUUUGGGCAAUCGCAUCCCGCGAUCGCGAGCCAGCAGCUCCAGUGCAUGAAUUGCGGCCGCUCCGUCGCCGCUGGGCGAUUUGCUCCUCAUCUCGAGAAGUGCCUGGGCAAGGGCCGGAGGACGCGAGCCGCGGCGAACAAGAACGUUUCGAAUGCCGGGCAGCAACGAAGGCCUGGAUCGGGCAACAGCAAGAGCAGCAAGAGCAGCGGCAGUGCGAAUCACGUAAAGGAUUCCAACGAGGAAGAUCCAUCUUUAAUUUUGAAAGUUUAGGGUUUAGGGUUUAUGCUCU